Molecule: messenger RNA, 984 nt
Organism: Seriola dumerili (greater amberjack)
Lineage: Eukaryota; Metazoa; Chordata; Actinopteri; Carangiformes; Carangidae
Product: trace amine-associated receptor 1-like
Exons: 1
Coding region: 1-984 (327 amino acids)
Biological process (GO): G protein-coupled receptor signaling pathway
Cellular component (GO): membrane
Molecular function (GO): trace-amine receptor activity
Source: RefSeq, a predicted model, not a curated record
AUGACACCAGGAGUCACCGUCAACCGCACUGAUGAUAUCCAUCCAUGUUAUGAAAUAGAUACGGUCUCUUACAUACUGAUAAGAAAACCUUCCACAGUAUGUGUUUUAUUAUAUAUUAUCUUUGGCUCAUUAUCUGUUGUAACUGUAUGUGGAAACCUUCUUGUUAUAAUCUCCAUCAUUUACUUUAAACAGCUCCACACUCCCACAAACUGUCUCAUCCUCUCUCUGGCUGUGGCUGACAUGCUUGUGGGAAUUGUAGUCAUUCCUACCAACAUGAAAUUCACUUUGAGCACUUGUCUGUAUUAUGAAGAUUUCAUUUGCAAAGUACGAUUAUUCUUUGAUAUAACACUGGUCAAUGCUUCUAUUAUGAACCUAUUUUGCAUUUCCAUUGACAGAUAUUACGCAGUGUGUCAACCUCUGGCAUAUAGAACUAAGACAAAUGUUCAUGUUGUGGUCAUGAUCCUGGCAAGCUGGAGUGUCUCUAUUCUACUUGCCAUUUGCUUUGUAAUUGCAGAGAUAGACCAUGAAAAAUGUAAAGAAGUGUGUUUCCGGGAGAUUGCAAAAAUUUUGGGACCCAUUUUAAAUUUCUAUCUCCCAGUGAUCAUAAUGCUCUGUAUCUACUUUAAGAUUUUCCUUGCUGCACAGAGACAGGUGCGCAGCAUCCAGAGCACAACCUGUCACAGCACCAACCCUGGAGAUGCUGUCAGUAAGAUGGAGAGAAAGGCCACAAAAACUCUGGCUAUUGUUAUGGGAGUUUUUCUGAUGUGUUGUCUUCCUUUCUUCCUCUGUUUUACCUUUGAGCUUUUGAAUCAUGUGUCAGUGCCAGUAAAAGUGUUUGAAACUCUUAACUGGCUUGCACUGUCCAAUUCGGUGCUGAAUCAAUUUAUCUAUGCUUUCUUUUACAGCUGGUUCAGAUCAUCUUUCAGAAUGAUUAUUUCUGGGAAAAUAUUUGAAGGUGAUUUUGUUAAUGCAAAACUUUUUUAA